Austrofundulus limnaeus is the source of this 2194-nucleotide messenger RNA. RefSeq names its product Mdm1 nuclear protein (gene saxo6). NCBI's taxonomy places the organism in Eukaryota, Metazoa, Chordata, Actinopteri, Cyprinodontiformes, Rivulidae. The transcript has 16 exons. The coding region runs from base 325 to 2100 and encodes 591 amino acids. Gene Ontology annotation, molecular function: microtubule binding. Gene Ontology annotation, biological process: negative regulation of centriole replication. The record is from RefSeq and is a predicted model, not a curated record.
CGGCGGCAGCUUGUUUGAUGCAGCGACCAAAGCGCCUCCGGUUAGCAUAGUUAGCAUGUUGCUCGGGUUCAUUAGUUGUGAUGAAUUAAUAAACUCGUUACGAUCUUCAGCUCGUUGUUUUCCAAYAGAGGGGGGAGUCUUCCCGGGGUUUUGUCAGAACAAGUAAGAGGGGGCCAUGACGGUCCGCUUUAAGAGUCCAGGAACCUGAGCCGUGUGAACCUGUUUCAGUGUCAGAGUGAGUACCAGAAGAGCUACGGGAGUUCCCGGUCCAGAAGUGUGUCGCCUCAGCGCUGCGCCCCAUUGGCGGGCCUUCGCUCCGACCUGAUGGGGUUCAGCAGGGAGCCUGGUCUACAGAGGAGGAAGAGAACCGGACCACUGGCCCGGUCCUGCAGUUCUCUGCUCUUCCCUCCAGAUGAUCCAGCUGUUGGAGCUGUCAGGAGAGCACCCCCUGCUGUGUCUAGAAGCCGCUCAGCCCACAGGAAGGGCUCCUCACAGAACCAGAAGACACCUACGCCUCCUGAAACUCCAGCAGGACCUCGACCUGCUGCAGACCCAGAACCUCCGGAGACCCCAGAUCCUGAAUCUGCAGAUGGAAAAUCUGCGAAGCUCCGCCCCUCUGAGCCUGUUAGCCAAUCACUGGCCAGGCCUGCAGCAGGAACUUCUCCAGGUGAUCAGCAGCCGUCGGAGAACAAGGUUGAACAGGUGCUGCGGUGGAGGGCGGGGCUUAGGUCAGCAGGUCACAGGUCAGAGUACCACAGACAGUUCAGCUGGAAGAAGCCUGGACCUGCAUCGCCUCUACUGACUGCAGAGCUGGUGCUGAACUCCAGCAGGUCCGUGCCGCCCUUCAAGGCAAACCCGGUUUUGAUGGAAACUGAAUAUAGGCGGAGCUUCAGGGGUCUGGUCCCGCCCACUGGGCCGCGCCUUCGGAAGCAUCUGGAAUACGAGAGAGUCCCGCUGUUCCACACGCAGAUUCAUACGGAGAAGAGGGCGGAGUCACAUAAGCCCCAUCCAAAACAGGAACCCCCUCAAGGUGAAAACAACAAGCCACAGUCGCCCCUGAAGGACACGCCCCAUCCUCAGGUGCAGAGGAGACCCAGGRUGUUGACAGAGUAUCAGUCCAGCUUUCGUUCUCGUCUCUGCAGGAACUCAGGAGGCGGAGCUACAGAUGCUGUCACUCAGCAGGUCCAGGAUCUGAGGCAUCAGGCUCAGUCGCACCGCCACCGAGCCUGGGGAACCAACUUCUGCAGGGACCACCUGAACCAGCUGCUGUCCGAACACACAGCCCUGUGGGAGCCCACCGACACCACGGACACCGAGACCCCCACCCRCCGCCUCACCCUCGACCUAUCGCCCGAAGCGGACCGCGGCACUUCCUGCGUGGAGGCCCUGGACCUGUCCAGUAACUCCAGUAGGAGGUCGUGUUCCGUCGCUGGUUCUGGAGGAUCGGGUCACGCUCACAAGAAAACUGGUCCAGGUUCUCCGGCGGAGCGGCGAACAGCCUGGGCAGAAGAAGAAGAAGAAACAACAGCUGAAGACGAGGGCAGGUUACCAACCCCGAGGAUGAAAACGAGGCCGGUUCAGAGGACUCACCACGACCUCACCACACCAGCCACAGGGGGCGCCAUACUUGUGGGCAAACUGCAGAACACAGACAAUUCCUCUGCAAACAAGCAGCAGAAAGGUGGCAUGGACGUUUUYGUGACGACAGGGGCGGAGCCUGGCRCCAACUCGCCAGCCAGACGCAAAGAGGCGUGGUCAGAGAACGUUCCCAGCCCCUCCCCCGAGCACAAAUCAGCCUCCAGCCUGMUGGGUAAACCACUCAGGACAAAGCAGGCGUCCCCCUCACCUGUAGCCCCGCCCCCUUUAACCUCCCCGCCACAACAUGGCAUCCAUGGCUCCAUGAGACACCCGGACUUCCAGCACAAUGGUGAACUGGGUCUGAGGUCCAGGGAGCAGCCGUGUUCCAGAGGAGGCUGCGGUUCAGACGAAGACGAUCAGCUCUCGGUGAUGUCGUGGCGCUCGGCCGCCUCCUGCUCUGCAGCGUCGGCCAUCUUGAAGCGUGCUCAGAGGAGGCGGGAGGACUUCUGGGGGAAGAGAUGACCUCAUUUCAUGUGUUUAUUUAUGAAUCAUGUUGCAGAAAUUAGUCUGAAUCAUGUCUUUUUGUAGAAAAAUUAAAAGAUGUUUUUGAUAAAGA